AAAUAAAAAAGAAAAUGAUGAUGAUGAUGAAUAAUAACCUUCAACAUUCACCGGCCUGGACCGGACAUUCUUUUAAUCAUGGAUGAAUCAAACCCUAAUUCCUAAUUCCUUUCUUUCUCGGAUGUCUGUACAUACAUAUACAUAUAUAUAUAUAGUUAGUUGGAUCGGAUUGGAUCUUUUAUUGAGAAAUACCGCAUUUCUCUCUCUCUCUCUUAAAUCUUUGAUCUUUUCAUACCAUCUUAACUCAAUUAGCGAAGGAAGGGGAAGAUAGAUAGAUCUUUAUACUCGGAUGCCGCAGAAAUCGGACAUCGAGAUUUCUGGAAUGCGAGUGGGACAGUUAUGAUAAGGACGAGAAACCCACAAUCGUCUUCAUUCUCGGUAAUCUUUCUGCACCAUUGUCGUCGUCUUCAUCAUCGUGCUGCUUCAGUAAUGGCUGCAUCCACCGCCUCUUUAGUUCUUCUUCAAGGAAAGACCGAUCAUUUUCUCGUUCCCCACUCAUCUUCCACAAAAAUGCCUCUUCAUUCAAACUACCCAAUAGCCAAGGUUUCUGCAUUCUUGGGGAGGCCUUCGAACAGGACACAAUGCUAUUACUACCAGCCCCACCGUCGUUGGCCUGGGAAAUUCAACAAACGUUAUGGAGAUGAGGGUGAUAGAAAUAAGGCUAGGGCUUUUGCUCCAUCCUUAUUUAGACAACUGUCAUGCGAUUCUACGGAGGAUGCUUCUGGAAAGCUGGAAAAUAGUCGUGGUUUCACUGAUCAUGAUCAUCAUAGCAAUUCUUCAAUUGGGCUUCAUGAUCGAUCUUCCUCGGAGAAAGUUGUGGUUGCUGUUGAUGUUGAUGAGGUUCUUGGAAACUUCUUGUCAGCUUUGAAUAUGUUUAUAGAAGAUCGAUAUUCUUCGAAGCAUUCUGCAUCGGAUUAUCAUGUGUAUGAAUUCUUCAAGAUAUGGAACUGCACUAGAGAUGAAGCUGACAUCCGUGUGCAUGAGUUCUUUAAAACAUCAUACUUCAAAUCAGGGAUCCACCCAAUUCCAGGUGCUAGGCAGACACUUCAAAAGUUAUCGAGAUUUUGUGAUUUGUCCGUAGUGACUUCCCGACAGAAUGCAAUAAAAGACCAAACAAUUGAGUGGAUUGAGAAGCAUUACCCAGGAUUGUUUCAAGAGAUUCACUUUGGCAAUCACUUUUCUCUCGAAGGCCAGUCCAGGCCUAAGUCAGAUAUUUGCAGGUCACUUGGUGCUAAAAUUCUGAUAGACGAUAACCCAAGAUAUGCUGCUGAGUGCGCUGAAGCAGGGAUGAUGGUUUUGCUUUUUGACUAUGAGAACUCCUACCCUUGGUCCAAGACAGGAUCAGUUAGUCAGCACCCCUUGGUCACUAAGGUUCACAACUGGAAAGAAGUGGAGGAUGAGCUAUUGUCAUGGAUUGUAUCAGCAAAACUGUAGCUUGCUUUUUCUUUAGAAAAGAAUGAAGAAUUUCAUCCAAAUGUUGGCUAGAAAAGGACAUUUUGUAUGUAGAGAUUGAAGCCAUCCAUGAUUUUUUUAUGGGGUCGGGGUAUUCAGAUAUAAGUUCUGAAGGUUAGCAAUAUUAAUUUAAUGAUCUCCUCUAAUGGAUGUAGAUUUAUGGUUA
Molecule: messenger RNA, 1618 nt
Organism: Impatiens glandulifera
Lineage: Eukaryota; Viridiplantae; Streptophyta; Magnoliopsida; Ericales; Balsaminaceae
Exons: 6
Coding region: 340-1434 (364 amino acids)
Biological process (GO): deoxyribonucleotide catabolic process
Molecular function (GO): 5'-nucleotidase activity
Source: RefSeq, a predicted model, not a curated record